This is a messenger RNA of Filobasidium floriforme, 916 nucleotides long. Its product is annotated as 40S ribosomal protein S24. Gene Ontology annotation, cellular component: ribosome. Gene Ontology annotation, biological process: translation. The transcript has 4 exons. The record is from RefSeq and is a predicted model, not a curated record. The coding region runs from base 297 to 704 and encodes 135 amino acids. Lineage: Eukaryota; Fungi; Basidiomycota; Tremellomycetes; Filobasidiales; Filobasidiaceae. Gene Ontology annotation, molecular function: structural constituent of ribosome.
UGUUCUUCCCCUCCCCACGGCGAUAAGCCCGACGCGCGCGCACGGAAUUGGCUGAGAGCCUGACAUUUAUAUCUUACCGCUGUACUCGCUGGCUCGGCUUAGCAGUGCCUUUUGAGCUUGGACCCUGCGUCGACCUUGGUUUGUGGGCUGUUUUCCCCUCACGCGGGCAACCUCGAAGACGACCUCGACAUCGAAUUCGAGCUCGAAUCGACGUGAUCAUCCUAGCCUUUGGACCUCUUCUUCUUCUUCCUCCCCUCCUCCGACACCCAUCAAGAGAGAAGAGAGCGACCUUCAAGAUGGAUCCCACCGGCCCUAUCACCGUCCGAACCCGCAAGUUCAUCACCAACCGUCUCCUCAACCGACGACAAUUCGUCGUCGACGUCCUCCACCCCACCCGAGCCACCGUCUCCAAGUCCGAGCUCAACGAGAAGCUCGCCGCCUUGUACAAGACUGACAAGGGCCGAGUCUCCACUUUCGGAUUCAAGACCAAGUUUGGAGGUGGAAGGUCGACCGGAUUCGGUUUGAUCUACGAUGACGAAGAGUCCCAGAAGAAGUUUGAGCCCAAGCACAGGCUCGUGAGGUCUGGUCUCGCUCCCAAGGUCGACAAGACCAACAGGAAGAACAGGAAGGAGAGGAAGAACAGGCAGAAGAAGGUCCGAGGUACCGCCAAGAGAAAGGCUGGUGAGCCCGCCAAGAAGAAGUAGACGACCACGUCCUUCUCCACUUGACGAGCUAGAGCCCUCGAAGCCGGACGGGAUUUGGGAACAAGACGGUCUGACGACGAGGAGAUGGAUCGCUAGGAGUCUUCUUCUUCUAGCAAAAAGAGACGGAUCGGUCGGCGACGUCCGGUAUCUCGAUAUGGGAGAUUUGUUUUACUUGUCGCAUGACGAUUAUUCCCAUCUUUCGUCUUUUCCGC